CAUUUCUCUUCAUCGAACUCGUUCGUUCUUUCGAGAGAAUUAAUCGGCUGGGUUCCGUACAAGAAAAUUUUUUCUUCCUCAGCACCUACGGCAUACAUACAUUUACUCGUUACCUUACAAUUCGAGAAAUCAUUCCACAUAACUUUUUAACUACCUCACUACCGCGAAUAUGGCUGAUCAGCUUAACAUGGGCGGCUUGAGCUUGGGCGACCAGCAACAGUCGGCACCCCGUUCUUACAUCCCUCCUCACAUGCGAGGCAAGGUUGGUGCUGCUAACCCUCCUCCCCCUAUGGGCGCCGGUGGUCCUCCUCCGAACAUGAAUGGCCUCAAUAGCAGCGCCUGGGCUGGGAACAACAACUUUGACGCUCGACCUGCCGGCGCAGGAUGGGGUGCUCCUGACUACCCCCCUCCUCCUCAACAACAACAACAACGCUCAGGCCCCGGAGGUUGGAAUAACAAUCGACAGUUCGAUCGCAACGCGUACGGCAACCCUGCUGCUGGCGGUGGUAACAACAGCGGCGGCGGCGGCGGUUAUGCUAGAGGCUCCGGCGACGGCCAGUGGCGCGAUGGCAAACACAUUCCCGGCCCUCCCAACCCUCGUAUGGAGCGUGAACUUUUCGGCACUCCCGACGAUCCUUCCAAGCAACACACAGGCAUCAACUUCGAGAAGUACGACGACAUCCCCGUCGAAGCUUCUGGACACGACGUUCCCGAGCCUGUCCUCACAUUCAGCAACCCUCCCUUAGAUGACCACCUAAUUCGCAACAUCGAGUUGGCCCACUACAAAGUCCCGACUCCCGUUCAAAAGUACUCGAUCCCCAUUGUCAUGGGUGGACGAGAUCUUAUGGCUUGUGCCCAGACUGGUUCCGGAAAGACUGGUGGUUUCCUCUUUCCCAUCCUGUCCCAAGCCUUCCUUACUGGCCCGUCCCCGGUUCCCGUCGGCCAACAGGGCGGUGGUUAUGGCCGCCAACGUAAGGCUUAUCCCACUUCUCUAAUUCUAGCCCCAACUCGUGAAUUGGUCUCCCAGAUUUACGACGAGGCACGCAAGUUUGCCUACCGAUCCUGGGUUCGACCCUGCGUGGUCUACGGUGGCGCUGAUAUAGGUUCCCAGCUCCGCCAAAUUGAGCGAGGCUGCGACUUGCUUGUUGCUACCCCUGGACGUCUUGUUGAUCUCAUAGAGCGAGGACGCAUUUCUCUCCAGAACAUCAAAUACCUGGUCCUUGAUGAGGCCGACCGUAUGCUGGAUAUGGGUUUCGAGCCUCAAAUUCGCCGUAUUGUGGAAGGUGAAGAUAUGCCUGGUGUUCAGAACCGUCAGACGCUCAUGUUUUCUGCUACUUUCCCCCGAGAUAUUCAGAUGCUUGCCCGUGACUUCUUGAAGGAUUAUGUCUUUCUUUCAGUUGGUCGGGUUGGUUCCACCUCCGAAAAUAUUACCCAAAAGGUCGAGUACGUCGAGGACACCGACAAACGCUCUGUCCUUCUGGAUAUUUUACACACUCAUGGCGGUGGUCUUACUUUGAUUUUCGUUGAGACGAAGCGCAUGGCGGAUUCGUUGUCUGAUUUCUUGAUCAAUCAGAAUUUCCCGGCCACGUCCAUCCACGGUGACCGCACGCAACGUGAACGAGAACGAGCAUUGGAAAUGUUCCGAAAUGGACGUUGCCCCAUCUUAGUCGCAACUGCUGUUGCCGCUCGUGGUUUGGAUAUUCCCAACGUCACGCACGUUGUUAACUACGAUCUUCCUACUGACAUAGAUGACUAUGUCCACCGUAUUGGUCGUACCGGUCGUGCAGGAAACACGGGUCACUCUACAGCAUUCUUCAACCGAGGUAACCGUGGCGUCGUAAGAGACCUCAUUGAACUCUUGAAGGAAGCUAAUCAAGAGGUACCGAGCUUUCUUGAGACUAUUGCCCGCGAGAGUUCCUAUGGAGGCGGACGAGGUGGACGUGGUGGCGGUCGCGGCCGUGGUCAGAAUGCCAACCGUGAUUUCCGAAAGUACGGCGGAGGCGGAGGCGGUACUGGCUUUGGCGGUGGUUCCGGAGGUGGUUUCGGAGGUCCUCAGCAAUCUGGCGGUUAUGGUGGCGGUGGUGGAGGUGGUGGCUUCAACGGUCCUCCCCCUAACCAAGGCUACGGCGGUGGCUAUGGAGGCGGCGCUCCAUAUGGAGGUGGAAGCUACGGUAACCCUGGUGGUCCGGGUGGCCAGGCCUCGUGGUGGUGAUCUCCAAUAUCAUCAGAAACGCCUCGAUCUUCCCUUCUCAUUCGCAACCCGCAUGCAUGGAUAGGGAAAGGCAUCUACGAUGCGGCACAUAGAUUUCGCG
This is a messenger RNA of Hypoxylon trugodes, 2312 nucleotides long. RefSeq names its product DEAD-domain-containing protein. Gene Ontology annotation, cellular component: nucleus. The transcript has 2 exons. Bases 170 to 2212 code for a protein of 680 amino acids. Gene Ontology annotation, molecular function: RNA helicase activity; RNA binding; ATP binding. The record is from RefSeq and is a predicted model, not a curated record. Lineage: Eukaryota; Fungi; Ascomycota; Sordariomycetes; Xylariales; Hypoxylaceae.